Molecule: messenger RNA, 1634 nt
Organism: Aegilops tauschii subsp. strangulata
Lineage: Eukaryota; Viridiplantae; Streptophyta; Magnoliopsida; Poales; Poaceae
Product: alcohol dehydrogenase 2
Biological process (GO): formaldehyde catabolic process
Cellular component (GO): cytosol
Molecular function (GO): zinc ion binding; alcohol dehydrogenase (NAD+) activity; S-(hydroxymethyl)glutathione dehydrogenase [NAD(P)+] activity
Source: RefSeq, a predicted model, not a curated record
UGAGAAUAGUCAUCUGAAUGAACCGACUAAUGUUGAUUGAUGCGACGAUAAAAAUCAAUAAAAAUUAUCAUAACCAGAAGAAGAAAACAAUCUACUUCAUCAGCAUUAACACCCCGUGCUAUGUCAUCAAUCAACCCGCUUCAUCGAUCCGCCGUCGAGCAGCAGCCAGCGUAUAUAUGUAGCUCGGUUCCUCAGCACCAACUCAUCAGCAAACCCGUGACUGCGAAGAAGAAGAAGAAAGAGUGAGGGAGAUAUCGACUGAAGCUCUUGCAGUGAAAUGGCUACCGCCGGGAAGGUGAUCAAGUGCAAAGCGGCGGUGGCGUGGGAGGCCGGGAAGCCGCUGUCGAUGGAGGAGGUGGAGGUGGCGCCGCCGCAGGCCAUGGAGGUGCGCGUCAAGAUCCUCUACACCGCCCUCUGCCACACCGACGUCUACUUCUGGGAGGCCAAGGGCCAAACUCCGGUUUUCCCUAGGAUCUUGGGCCAUGAAGCUGGAGGCAUUGUGGAGAGCGUCGGCGAGGGCGUGACGGAGCUGGUGCCGGGCGACCAUGUCCUCCCGGUGUUCACCGGAGAGUGCAAGGAGUGUGCCCACUGCAUGUCAGAGGAGAGCAACCUCUGUGACCUCCUGAGGAUCAAUGUCGACCGCGGCGUGAUGAUCGGCGACGGCCAGUCCCGCUUCACCAUCGACGGAAAACCCAUCUUCCACUUCGUCGGGACGUCCACCUUCAGCGAGUACACCGUGAUCCAUGUCGGGUGCCUCGCCAAGAUCGACCCCGAGGCGCCCCUCGACAAAGUCUGCCUCCUUAGCUGCGGUAUCUCAACCGGGCUAGGUGCCACCCUCAACGUCGCCAAGCCGAAGAAGGGUAUGACAGUGGCGAUUUUCGGUCUUGGAGCUGUUGGCCUUGCUGCCAUGGAAGGGGCCAGGAUGUCCGGCGGAUCGAGGAUUAUCGGUGUGGACUUGAACCCUGCAAAACACGAACAAGCUAAGAAAUUUGGCUGCACCGACUUUGUGAACCCCAAGGACCACACCAAGCCAGUGCAAGAGGUGAUCGUGGAGAUGACCGACGGCGGAGUCGACCGGGCGGUGGAGUGCACUGGCAACGCCGACGCCAUGAUCUCCGCCUUCGAAUGCGUGCACGAUGGGUGGGGCGUGGCGGUGCUGGUGGGCGUGGCGCACAAGGAGGCGGUGUUCAAGACCCACCCCAUGAACUUCCUCAACGAGAGGACGCUGAGGGGCACCUUCUUCGGCAACUACAAGCCGCGCACCGACCUCCCAGGCGUCGUCGACAUGUACAUGAGGAAGGAGCUGGAGCUGGACAAGUUCAUCACCCACAGCGUGCCCUUCUCGCAGAUCAACACGGCCUUCGACCUCAUGCUCAAGGGGGAAGGCCUGCGCUGCGUCAUCAGGAUGGAUGAGUAGAGUAGAGCACCUGGCUCUUCUUCAUCCCUCGCUGCUAUUGCACUACAACACACAUGUAUUACCUCUUUGCUUACCUUUUUUUUUAAGCCACGCCCCUUAGGACUCCGGUUCAUGAAAUAAACAGAAGAAGGUUGCUCGAUUAAUUUGCGGAAACCCAAGUGAAAACCAUAAAAUUUAUGUACCCAAUCAAUUUAUUUCAACAUAGUUCGUUCGCCUA